Messenger RNA from Passer montanus (Eurasian tree sparrow), 6505 nucleotides. RefSeq names its product lactosylceramide 4-alpha-galactosyltransferase-like. Lineage: Eukaryota; Metazoa; Chordata; Aves; Passeriformes; Passeridae. The transcript has 3 exons. Bases 176 to 1303 code for a protein of 375 amino acids. The record is from RefSeq and is a predicted model, not a curated record. Gene Ontology annotation, molecular function: acetylglucosaminyltransferase activity. Gene Ontology annotation, biological process: protein O-linked glycosylation.
UGAAAGGGAGUUCAGAGAUCACUUUGAAACAAUUCAGAAUUAAUUUCUGCAUCUGGCUACAGAAGAAGGAGGUGUCAGACCAUAGAGUUGUGGUCAUCCUCACAGACUUUAAUUUCUGAAACAUCCUUUCAGCAGAGCAGGGAAUUCUGUGGUGUCUUGACAGCAGGGACAGAUCAUGACAGCUGUCUCGGGAGAGCAGGCUCUGGCUGGAGAGAGAAUGCUUAGGACGCCCAGCUGCCUCCUAAAAGUGACCAGGGUGGUGCUGAGCCACAGGCUCUGUGCCCUGUUUAUCCUCAUCUUUGUGUUCGUAUCCUUUGCCUACCACAAGUUGUACUGGGGCAGCUGGGAGGACCCAAAGAGCAGCGGCCCCACCUACAGCUUGUCUGCUGAGAUCAGCUGUGCUCACUACGUGCCUUCUCCCCUUGACAUUGCUGGUGGACCUUCCACAGGAAAGGUGUUUUUUGUGGAGACCUCGGAGCAAACUGCCCCAGGUUACCUGUUCUCGUGCUCUGUGGAGUCAGCGGCCAGGACACACCCCACAUCAAGGGUCAUGGUGCUCAUGAAAGGCGUGGCCAAAAGGAACGCCUCCUUGCCCAAGCACUGGGCUUUCUCCUUGCUGAGCUGCUUCCCCAACGUGGAAAUCCAGCCCCUGGACUUGACAGAGCUCUUUUCUGGAACGCCUCUGAAAGGGUGGUACUUAUGGCCUCUGCGGCACUGGGAGCCUUAUUUUUUACCGGUCCUCUCUGACGCCUGCAGAAUUGUCCUCAUGUGGAAAUUUGGUGGCAUCUACCUGGAUACAGACUUCAUUGUGCUUAAGAACUUGCAGAACCUCACCAAUGCCCUUGGCAUUCAGGGUGACGGUGUACUGAAUGGAGCCUUUCUAUCCUUUAAAGCUAAGCACAAGUUCAUGGAACUUUGCAUGAGGGACUUUGUGGAGGACUACAAUGGCUGGGUCUGGGGGCACCAGGGCCCAGAGCUCCUAACUCGUGUCUUCAAGAAGUGGUGCUCCAUCCGGACUAUCAAGAGCAUGAGCUGCAAAGGUGUGAGUGCUCUUGCCCGAGAAGUUGUUUAUCCUAUUCCCUGGCAGGACUGGAAGAAGUUGUUUGAGGCAGUCAGUGCCUCGGAGCUUCAGAAACUCCUUAAGAACACCUAUGCAGUGCACAUAUGGAACAAACUGAGCCACGGGACCAAGUUAGAGAUCCCCUCCCAGGCUCUGCUGGCUCAGCUCUAUUCCCAGUUCUGCCCUGCCACCUAUGCAAAGAUGAAACAGGACUCUGAAGAGUUGUCAAAGCGUGCAGUGUGACCUGGGGGCCCAUGGCUGCAGGGAUGUUCCCCAGGCUGAAGGAAACCGAGUGCCUUUGACCUUCCCCAGAGUUGGUUUCUAGUCCGCAGAGCAGGUGUUCUGUGUGACAGCUCUGUGGUUUUGUACCUGAUAUUCCUGAUAUCUGCCUCAGAUCCUUUGUGUUUCAAAUUUACAGCAGUACCUGACUUCAGCCUCUCUUGCUGUCCUCCACAAGACUUGUCACUGCAGGGAAGAUUGAACCCAUUCAUCAGCAUCCCUCAGCUGGUCCUCUCUUGGUGUUCUCCAAUGGCUCCUCCGGUGACGCCCAGCCUGAGCAGCCCCUUGUGAUGUUUCAACAGCUGUAGGAAUCCCUGCUUUGCUCUCUGUGGCAUUUGAAAUUUUCAGAGAAUAUUCUGUGUUGGAAGGGACUCACAGCCGUCAUGUGUCCAACCCCUGGCUUUGGCUGGGGACAGCACACUCCCUCAAUCCUGCCCUGUGCACGAGAAUGUCAUUCUUGGGACUGUGAGCCUUCCCCGGGGAGCCUGUUCAGUGCCCCACCACCUUCUGGGGGAAGAACCUUUCCCUGAUAUCCACUUUAACCAUCCCCUGACACAGCUCCAGCCGUUCCCUUGGGUCCUGUUCUUGGUCACACAGAGCAGAGAUCAGGUCCUGCCCCUCCUUUUCCCCUUGUGAGGAAGCUGCAGAACUGCUGUGAUCUGUGACUUCAGUCUGCUCUUCUCCAGCUGUACAGACCAAGUGCCCUCAGCUGCUCCUUGUGUGGCUUCCCCUCCAGGCCCUUCACCAUCUCCAAAACCCUACUUUGGAAACUCUCAAACAGCUCUAGAUCUUUCUUAUAUUGUGGCACCCAAAACCACACACAAUAUUCAAGCUGUGGCCGCCCCCCCCCCAGAGCAGAGUGGGACAAUCCCCUCCCUGGCCUGGCCGGUGAUGCUGGGCCUGGUGCCCCAGGACAGGGCUGUCCCUCCUGGCUGCCAGGGCACUGCUGGCCCAUGCCCAACUGGCCAUUAACCCCCAGCUCUCUUUCCACAACACUGCUCUCCAGUCUUUCAUUCCCAGUGUGUCUGUACUUCCAGGGCUGACCCAUCCCAGGUGCAGAAUUCAGCCCUUGCCUUUGUUAACUUCACACCACUGGUGAUUGUCCAGCCCUGUCAUUUGUCCAGGCCUCUGUGCAGGGCCUCUUCACCCUAGAGGGAGUCAACAGCUCCACAGCUCCUCCCAGUUUUUAUCAUCUGCAAGCUUACUUAGUAUCCCUUGCUGUCCUGUAUUCAAGCUCUUUACGAGGAUUUUUAAGACAAUGGGGCCUAAGACAGUGCCCUGUGGUACCCCACAAGUGACAGGCUGCCAGUCUGCUGUCACCCAGGCACUGUCAUUCUUUGUGCUUGACCCGUGAGCAAGUUGCUCAUCCAUCACACAAUGUGUUUAUCCAGCUGUGGACUGCACACUGAGAUUAUAUCCAAAGCUUUACUGAAAUCCAAAAAGAUUACAUCUAUUGAUGUUUUUUUUAUUAACUGGGUGGGUGUGGCAGUGGGGAUUUGAAGAUAUUUGAUCUCUCCCUGCCUACAGCAGUGGGGGUUUGAAGAAUUUGUUUAGUCUCUGUAUAAAGUUGUUUACCCCCUGUCUCACCAUGGCAGUUAUCAUAAUUCCAGAUUUUCCCGUCUAUCCUCAAAAAUCCUACCCCUGUGGAUUGUCUGUCAUGAUUUGUUACACCCCUUUAUCCAGAGAACUUGCUGUCAGUUAUGAUUUUUCCUUUCUGCCAUUGGUAUCUGAUUUUCCUGCUCCAAGUUACGUUUACGUUUGUAACCCCAGACCCCUCCUAACUAGCCAGAUGGUCUCCUCCUGGGAUUCCACCUCCCCCCAUAAAAGCCACUGCUUUUCUCUGUUUCAUGGUCUUUUGCCACUGUCCCCCUUUGAGCCACAGCGCUCCCACGUCUUGCCUGCUCCUGCAUGGCGCUGCAGCCCUGGCGCUGCGCCUGUUGAGGGAAAGAAUAAAGGCAGCUUGGAGAAACAAGCAAAAAGCCCUUCCUUCUUCCUUUGCCUCGAUCCUUAGACAUGGGUCCACAUUUAUCGGCUGCUUGUGGCGAUCCGGGAUCCCAGCCAGUGGCCGAACUGCAAUCCUGCCUGCCAGCAGCUGAGUUGGGACGUGGUCCCUCCUGGUGCACAUGCUGAAAGCGAAGGGGGAUCAGAGCGCAUGGGUGACCGGUGCCACGGCUUCUUCUGUGAUUUGGAUGCAAUGUCAGAUGGGUUACCUUAGCAUAAAAGGAAAUUAAUUUUGAAAAGCAGGACUUUCCUCUCAUGGAGAUGUGCUGGCUGUGACCAAUGACUGUGUGACCAACAUCCUUCAGGUGUUUUUCACUACCUCCCAGAAUAAUCAUCGUCAUCUCCUUAAUUUUACCAGGCACUGGAGUUAGAUUGACAGGCCUGUAGCUUCCAGGGUCAUCCUUCUUGCCCUCUUUGAAAACUGGGACCUCUCCAGAUUCUGAAGACUGUUCAAAAAUUAUCAAAAGACGCCUCAUGAUGAUAUCAGCCAGCUCUUUAUGUAUUCUCCCAUUAAUCCCUUCAUACCCCAUAGACCUACAGGGAUCCAUCUGUAGCAGCAGAUCCCUCACACCUUCAGGGUUAACUCAGUGUUUAUCAUUCUCAUAGUCACAGUCCUCUAGCUGAGGGUGCUGGGACCUCCUUAGUCCAUCAUCCAUGUUCAAGACAGAGGCAAAGAAAGCAUUAAACAUCUCUACCUUAUCCAGGGCGCUAUUUGUGAGGUGACCAUCCUCAUCCUGUAAUGGGCUGAUGUCAUUUCAGCACUGCCUUUUGCCAUUAAUGUAUUUUUAAACCCUCUUUUUAUUGUCCCCCACAUUUCUGGUGGCUACAACUGCAGUGGAGCUUUGGCCAAACAAGUUCUCCCCCAACAGCAGAAAGCAGCAUCUCCAUAUUCCUUCCACAUCACCUGACCUUGCCUCCACUGGGCAUACCCCUUCCUUUUUUACCUUAUCUCCAAAAGAAGAUUCCUGUUCAGCCAAAGUGGCCUUCUGCCUCAUCUGCUUGAUUUCCAAUUUUUAGGAAUUACCUGUUCUUGUGCCCUCAGGAGCUGGUGCCUAAAAUGUGACCACAGCACUGAUGGACCCCAGGACCUUCAGAAGCAUUUUCCCAGGUGUGUUGGUUCUCAAAUCAAUUCUUAAAUCUCAAAAUCUCAAAUUUUGAGAAAAAAACGCUCAAUUUUUUUCCUCAAAAUCUCAAAUUCAAGAUCCCAAAAAUCUCAAAUUGAUGAACCAAAACCACUACAACAGGGGACUUUACUCACUGGUUCCCUGAGCAGCCUGAAGUCACUUCUUCCCGUGUCCAGGGUUGAAGUUUUUUUGGCACUCUUCCUCCUGUCACCAGAGAUUUUAAACUCAAUGGUUUCAUGGUCACUGUGGCCAAGACAGCCACCAAUCUCUACUCAAGAGGUUCACAAGAUCCUCUCUGUUGACAAGCAACAAAUCAAGGAGGGAGGGAAUCUUUCCAAGCCAGCCCUCUUAGUACCUGUAGCAUGAAGCUGUCAUCCAGGUGUUUCAGGAAUACAUAGGGAGUAUAUGAAAAUUUUGUCAAAGAAACAGAAAAUAUUUUAAGGCCUGCUGUGCACAUAUGGACACAUAUGACCACAUCUCCCCACCUAAAUGUGUUCUCUGUGUGUCCAAGUCAUUGUAUUGUAAAUAAUGCAUUUUAACCUCUUAUGGAAUGAGAAGAGGAGACUAAAACAUCCUGGAGUUCUGCCUGUGCCAAAUCAGAGUUUCUGUCUGGAAGGUAAAGUGUAAGCAAAGUGUGGUCAUUGCUUUUUUAGAUAUGCAGUGACUAAAAAAUAAGAGAAAUAUUAAGUCUAAUAUAGAUUUUAACCUUUUCUUAAAUGCCAUUAUUUGCUGAAAAUUACAGUGCUAUCAUGCAUAAGGGAAGACUGAUCUAAUUUAGAUGUAAAUUUAAUGUGAGCAGGAGUAUGUUUAAUAGUUUCUCAGACAGUGUCACAGCACACUACUUAUUAAACACUCCAUUGCAGACCGAAAGAGACUGAGUCACUUGAAAUUAGUUGUAUAAAACAACAUAUUAACUUUGCUGUCUGGUCCUGUCCACCUCCCAUCUAUUCCUCCUCUCUCCACCACUCCUCCUUUCCCUUGAUUUAAAAAACAAAGUUUCCUGCUCACUCCACUAAUCUUCACAAGUGGUGCUGAGAAGUCCUGGAUAUGCUGUUCCAAUAUGUGGAACAACUGAGCAGUACUGGAUAUGCUGUUCCAAUAUGUGGUACAACUGAGCAGUACUGGAUAUGCUGUUCCAAUGUGGUGCCCGUGGCACUAGACAACCAUUUGUAGCUUGUACUCAUCUAUCUUCACUGUUUCAUGUGUGACUCUUUCUUCAGACAGCAGGAAAAUGACUGUGUAAAGGGCAAAUUCAAACUCCAGGCUGACACAAAUAAAGGUGCUUCUGACUGGCUUGACUGAACCCUUCCAGCUGAACUGGAUGCUCAAAACUUGGUCAUCUCUAUCAGGCUGAAAGCACAAAUGAAACAACAGAAUAAUCUCCAACACAGCUGUGACUGGACAGAUAGAAUUUCUGAUUCCAGAUUUUUGAGAGCUUUGUAAGAUUUAGUCAUCCUUGGUGUGCCUGGGUGCUAUAGCUGGGCACUAUCUUUUCCCUGACCUCUGGAGCAUACAUGACCAUUUAUCCCAACUAAGUCUCAGCAGUGUUGCAAUUCUGUAAACACCAGCACUACUUUUUAAAAUAGUUUUUGCAAAAAAAGAAACUGGAAGACAUGCCAUUAUUCAUUCUUCUUAUAUACAGUUAUGUACUGUAUAUACUUAUUGCUGUUCAAAACACUGAGCCUAUGAUUGCACUAUUACACUUCUUUCAUUGCAACUUUUAUCUCUGGAUCCAUUUGUUUUACUUGCAAAUGUUCCCAAAGGCUUGUUCUUACCCUGGUUUUGUUCUUCUGAGAUACGUAUCCCUUGUAGUCAAUCUGAUUGCGCUUUUCCUGAAGGUAAAAUUGCACCCAGUUGUGCAAACUUAAGAUCUCUUUACCAUGCCUUGUUUCUCCAACAAAAACAUGUUCAAAACCACAAGAAUCAGGUAUGUAACGAAGAAGAAAAGAAAAAAAAAGAAUAUAUAGGUAUUUUAUAUGUUUUAUAGAGCCAUAGAAUGGUUUGGUUUGGAAGGGAUGUUAAAGCCCAUCUCAUUCCAACC